UGGGGAAUGAUUCCAUAAUCCUCUCAUUUUGCUUUUGGAGCAGUCGCUUUCUGUCUCACAAUCUUUUCUAUUUUAUAUACUUUUCUUUCACUUCCCUUCCUUUCACCCAGUUGCUUUUGUUACCAAGAUAAUUUACUCUGUGCCGGACUCAUUUUCUCUUUUAUAUUUCAGCAUUUUAACAGAGAAGCAAAUUGGACAGUUGGUGAAUCCACACAGUUUUAUAGUGGACUUAUACGCAACAUUCAGCACCAAAAACCAGCUGUUUUUCAUCAUGGAGUUUGUGGCAGGAGGCAGUUUAAGAACCCACCUGAUGAGGAGCAAGCACUUUGAUCUACAGACAACCAAGUUCUACGCUGCUUGUAUAACACUUGGUUUAGAAGGAAUUCACAGCAAGGACGUCAUACACAGAGAUUUAAAGCCGGGGAAUCUACUAAUGGAUCAAGACGGCUACAUCAAGAUCGCCGAUUUUGGGAUGAGCAAAACUGGCAUUGGAUAUGGAGACCGCACCAACACCAUGGUUGGGAGUCCUGCUUAUAUGGCGCCCGAAGUCGUGAUGGAGGAGGAGUACUCAAGAGCCGUCGACUGGUGGGCCCUUGGCGUCAUCGUUUAUGAGAUGCUUCUCGGAACGAGACCUUUCACCGGAUACGACAGGGACUUUAUAUACGAUUCCAUCGUGGAGGAUGAGCCACAGUACCCCUCAUCCCUGGACUCCGAAGCAGUAAGCUUCAUAUCACAGCUGUUGAAGAAGAAUCCUGAGGAGAGGCUAGGUUCCACCCCAGGGGAUGCCGCAGAUGUAGCAGAACAUCCAUUCUUUAAUGGCAUUGUCUGGGAUGAUAUUAUCGAGAAGAACGUAACAGCGCCGUUCGUACCCAGCCUAAAUGGACCGGAGGAUGUGGGGUAUUUCGAUGAGGAAUUCACCAAGCUGUCUGCGAAUCUGACCCAGCCCAAAGGACCCCCUGCUGAGAUGGCAAGCGAGAUCGAUGAAGCCUUUCUGGACUUUAACUAUGCAGCAUUUUAAGUCCAAAGGGGAUGAUGGGUAAGAAAAGACCU
Messenger RNA from Xenopus laevis (African clawed frog), 1050 nucleotides. Its product is annotated as serine/threonine-protein kinase N2-like. The coding region runs from base 272 to 1018 and encodes 248 amino acids. The record is from RefSeq and is a predicted model, not a curated record. The transcript has 7 exons. NCBI's taxonomy places the organism in Eukaryota, Metazoa, Chordata, Amphibia, Anura, Pipidae.